Messenger RNA from Penaeus vannamei (Pacific white shrimp), 1334 nucleotides. Its product is annotated as carbonyl reductase [NADPH] 1. NCBI's taxonomy places the organism in Eukaryota, Metazoa, Arthropoda, Malacostraca, Decapoda, Penaeidae. The record is from RefSeq and is a predicted model, not a curated record. Gene Ontology annotation, molecular function: carbonyl reductase (NADPH) activity.
UGGUAUAGGAUCGUAUCUGCAACAGCCAUUGAUUAGCAAUAUAUCGACUCAUCUGGGAAGACGCAAGUCAGAGCUGUGGUCGGGCAUGGGAGGUCGGCCAGUCGCUCGCUCGCAAGCAACAGGCAGCCACGAUGGAGGAAACCAGGGUAGCGGUGGUAACAGGAUCCAACAAGGGCAUCGGUCUCGCCAUCGUCAAGGACCUGUGCUCUCAGUUCGAGGGCUGCGUGUACCUGACUGCCCGCGACGAAGAGAAGGGCCUGGAGACCGUGGCGGCGCUGGAGGAGGAAGGUCUUUCGGUUCGCUUCCAUCAGCUGGACAUCGACGACGAAGAGAGCAUCGCCGCCUUCAAGACGCACCUCGAAGAAACCUACGGAGGCCUGGACGUCCUUGUCAAUAACGCUGCCAUUGCCUAUAAGGGAUCCGCGACGGAGCCGUUCGGAGAGCAGGCCGAGAACACCAUCCGCGUCAACUUCUUCGGCACGCUCGCCGUCUGCCGCAGCCUCUUCCCGCUGCUGCGACCCCACGCCAGGGUGGUCACGCUGUCCAGCUUCGUGGGCUUCCUCCCGAGGGUGAACGGAGACGAGCCGCAGGCGUUCAGCCUCAGGGAGAAGCUGUCCUCGGAGGAACUCACCGAGGACGAGCUGAGCGAUCUCAUGAAUCAGUUCGUCGAGACGGCCAAGGACGGGACCUGGACGGAGGCAGGGUGGCAAAGCAGCGCCUACUCGGUCAGUAAAGUGGGAGUGACGGCCCUGACCCGCGUCCAGCAGCGGGCCUUCGACGAAGACCCUCGUGAAGACCUCAUCGUCAACUGCUGCAACCCGGGGGCCGUCGUGACCGACAUGAGUUCGCAAAGGGGUGUUUUCACCGCCGAACAAGGAGCCGAAUGCCCCGUCUACUUGGCACUUCUCCCUCCCGACGUCGAGGAGCCAAAGGGUGCCUUCGUAUGGCAUGAUAAGCAGGUCGUGGACUGGGUCAAGGGUCCCCUACCAGGUCCUUACUGAAUGUGAAAAAGGUCACAUACAUAACGCUUUCAGUGCUGAACUUGGACGGUCAUUUAUCUGAUGAAUAACGACUGAAGCGCAUGGUUCAUUAUUCAAUGAUGAUGAGUAAAUAGAAAUUAUAAUCAAUGCAAAGAAAGCAAACGUAUUUGUUCCAAUGAUCUCUCUUUAUGUAGUAUGCAUUCAUAAUUUUUAGAAAGACUAAACCGUGUAUGAUUGGAUAGCAAAUCCUAUUAUUGCCUCUGAGCCUUCAAUCACAGUAUCGCUUAGCCUUAUUUUUUACAAAUGUCAUUCAAAACGAAACACUGUUCUUUUAAUAAAUGCAGUUGCAAAUUA